Molecule: messenger RNA, 300 nt
Organism: Trypanosoma grayi
Lineage: Eukaryota; Euglenozoa; Kinetoplastea; Trypanosomatida; Trypanosomatidae
Exons: 1
Coding region: 1-300 (99 amino acids)
Source: RefSeq, a predicted model, not a curated record
AUGCGCGGAGAAAUAGGAAUGAUGCGUACUCUUGUUUGUCGCGUCGCUCUGUGUGUGGUUGCUCUUACAAUUUUGGCGGCGCCACUUGUGGCGGGGCAGGUGGAGUUGCGGGACACCCCUGUGGCGCCUAACUUGCUUGAGCCGAUGGACCCUACCUCGCAGCAGUACCUUAUCGGCGUCGUCAGCUUCUUUGUUUUCAUUGUGGCGGCGUUCCUGGGUGUACGCGCGUUGAUGAAUGUGGACUACAGUGAUGACACGCUUCUCAUGGUGGAGGUGGCGGAGACGGCAAACGAUAAGUGA